Messenger RNA from Linum trigynum, 2241 nucleotides. Lineage: Eukaryota; Viridiplantae; Streptophyta; Magnoliopsida; Malpighiales; Linaceae. The record is from the annotation of a GenBank genome assembly.
CCUCAAACAAACAAGUUCAGCUUGUCCAAGAUUUCAAAAGCCAGAGUUCAACAAAUAAGCCGAGAGAGAGAGAGAGAGAGAGAGAGAGAGAGAGAGAGAGAGAGAGAGAGAGAGAGAGGCAGCUGGGCUUGGCUUUUGUCCUGCAGCAGCAGCACACAUGAAAUUUGUGGCCUAUCUAACUUCUCGUGAACCAGCAAACGAGUCCCAACCACAUUCCCUUUCACUCUCUACCAGCAUAGGGGAAUUAUACACCAAUUCUCCCUAAUCAAUGUUUGUUACUGUACUACCAUCUCAACAGACAUAGAAUAUUAUCAUACGUCUCCCAUUUCGGACAGACGUCCCUUGCCAUAUACACACGUUGGUGCGAGACUAGCAAUCGAAUGGUCGGUUCAUAUACGUUCUGAAUGUCCAUAAAGCAAGAGACUAGUACAUCUUAGCCGCCGCGAAUUGUCAUAUUUUCCAUCCAUCCAACCAUAUAAUUUUUUCACCUUGUGGAGGGAAGUAGGAAAUCAUUAUUGGCCUCACUUGCAGCUGCUGGUAUUUGUAGAUGACUGGUUUUUUCACAUGAAUCACAUCAAUAGCAUUCCCUACGCAGAAACCACUAUAUAAACCCUCCAAAGUUAGGACUCCAAACUCUCACCUGCAAUCCCAGAAACCAGGCGCCAAACCCAUGAGCUCCCCAAAACACCUAAUCCUCCACCAUAUAUAACAAACCCUUGAUCAUUCUACCUCCAUAAUGGCUGCAAAAAUGUCCUCCAGGCUAAUCACUUCACUCUUCUCCUUCCUUACCCUCACAUUCACUACCCUCAGUCAUACAUCAGAAGCCAGGCAUUUCCCCCAAAAACCCACAAAGGCAGUAGUCGUCGGCACUGUCUACUGUGACACUUGCUUCAACAACCGCUUCUCAAAGCCCACUCAUUUCAUCUCAGGCGCAUCAGUUGUAGUCGAAUGCAGAGACGGGAGGUUCAGAAGACAAGUGAAGACGAACCAGCUGGGAGAAUUCAGCGUCGAGCUUCCAUUCACUGUAAACAGAGAGGUGAAGAAAAUCAAGAGAUGUUCAGUGAAGCUACUGACCAGCAGCGACCCUUACUGCGCCGUGGCAUCCACCGCCACGUCAUCAUCACUCCACCUGAAGUCGAGGAACAGCAAGCUAGGGUCUCAUUCUCAUAUCUACUCCGCCGGUUACUUCACUUUCAAGCCAUCCCACCAGCCAACACUCUGUUCCCAGAAUCCGACCACCACCGCAGCCGCAGGGAGCAACGAACAAAAGGACUUAUCUGGGUUCCCGUUGCUGCCGUCUCCAGGCGGCGGCGGCAACGACGAUGACGAACCCACGCUUCCACCGCCGGUGAAUACAAACCCUAACGGCGGAGUACCUCCGCCGGAGAUGAAUCAGAACCGGCUCCCGCCGCUUCCCCUGCUCCCGCGGCUGCCUUCCCUGCCGCCGCUACCUCCGCUCCCCACGCUGCCACGGCUGCCGUACCUUCCGCCGUGGCCGGGGAAGAGCUUCAACAAGCACGAGAAGCCUUCUCUGAGGCAGGGAGAAGGGGAAAGGGAAGGGGAUGAAUUGUCGGAUCAGAAAUCGGGGCGUCCUGGUCAGCCACAAGGGUUUUUGUUUCCCCCAAUUUUGCCGCCAAAUCCGCUGCAGCCGCCGUCGCUUCCUCUGCCGCCGAACCCGUUGGAGCCGCCGUCAUUGGUGCCGCCGAUUCUUCCUCCGAACCCACUUCAGCCUCCGCCGGCGCCGUUCCUUCCCAUUCCUCCGAUCCCAGGGCUAACCCCUUCGCCGCCGCCGGUCUUGCCGUUCCCUUUCCCGCCUCCUGGGUUUCCUGUAAUCCCUCCUGCAGCUGAUGCCGCUCAGAAAUCCAAGUCGAGAUCUCCCUCCACCAUUGAUCCUUGAAUUAGCUGUGUAAAGUUCAUCCUGUUUUCGUAGUAAGCAUUAUUCGUAUUAUGCAUUUAGUUCUGUAAGCUAUAAAUAAACAUGUGUUUGUGAUCAGUUGUCACUUGUUAAUGUCAUAUCGGCAGGUUUCAAAUAAAUUGGUAUGAUUUGAAGUUGUGCUACAGAAUGUAUUUUUUUGUUCCAAAGUAGAGAUUCUGCAACGAAAAACUCUCAUUUUGAAGGAUAUAUACAAUGUAUUUAACUACAUGUGAUUCGUAACAUUAUAAAAAGGUGGAUCGAUACUAAAUAAUACAUGUACUUGACAAACCAACCCUCUAAACUUAUAAUAAGUCAUUGCAUCUGUU